Plodia interpunctella (Indianmeal moth) is the source of this 2912-nucleotide messenger RNA. Its product is annotated as nose resistant to fluoxetine protein 6-like. Gene Ontology annotation, molecular function: acyltransferase activity, transferring groups other than amino-acyl groups. The transcript is spliced from 13 exons. Lineage: Eukaryota; Metazoa; Arthropoda; Insecta; Lepidoptera; Pyralidae. The record is from RefSeq and is a predicted model, not a curated record. Bases 149 to 2050 code for a protein of 633 amino acids.
GUUGACAACUCUAAUAAUCAAAUAGAGCGACAGCGGCCGCGCGCGCGCAUGUGAAUUCAUAAAUCACGCUGUGUUCGUAAUAUGAAGUGAAUAAAAAAACCAACUUGAAUUCUCUACUUGAAACUCUCUAUUUCAAAGUCGGUUUAAAAUGAAGUUAUUUAGUUUUUUUAUAUUGGUAUUGAUCGAGUGGACCUCUGCAGUGAUAUACAGGCUAAAUGAAACGGAGUAUUACCGCAUGCCGCCGGUGACCCAUCUGGACCCGUACGAGCGAUGUCUGUCCAGGCCUGGAGGGGUGUACUGCAGCGCGGAGCUGGGCGUGGUGGCUGACGGGCCCAACGAGCUGUAUUCCCUUAUGAAGGAAUAUUCAGAACACACGGUAACACAUUUCAAUCGAACACAACUAUUCUACGGAGUUUGCAUGACAUCAACUUGCCGAGAUUUCUAUAAUGCCAACGAGACGGACCUAAAGCACAUCCUUGAGGCAUGCCUGAAUAAAACUCUUUGGGAUGAGUACCAACUGAAGACCAGAGUCACUGAGCUCAUAUCCUGUGAUAAACAUGGAGAUACAAAACAAGUCUAUGCAGCGGACAUAGUAGUUGCAGUGAUUUUGAUGUUAAUAGUGAUGCUCAACCUAAUCGGAAGCCUUUACGGAUUCUAUUGUAUCUCAAGAAAUAAACAAGAUAGAAACUGGCUGCUAUGCUUCUCAAUUGUUCACAAUUGGGAAAAGUUGGUGAAACCUCCAAAUCCGGACCCUGAGGUGGCCCGGUUCAGGGGACUCAGUGGUAUGAGGAGUCUAACAAUGAUGCUAGUCAUAUUGGGUCACGCGUUUCUUCCAUCGGCGCUCAGUGCUGUCAACGAAUUUGAGUUUGAGCAGUUGUACGACAACCUGGCCUACCAGAUCUUCUUCAACGGGACCCUGAUCGUGCAAACAUUCUUCGUGAUAUCCGGCUUCCUCCUGAUGAUGAAGAUAUUGACCUAUUCUGAGCACCACCAGAUGUCUUGGAGGAUGGUGCCCAAAGGAAUCAUCUCUAGAUGGCUCAGGCUUACCCCGUCGUACGCUGUCCUCCUUGCGUUCACAGCUACUUGGAUGCGUUUCACUGGAGCAGGACCUUUCUGGGCUAGAAUAGCAGAAAUAGAAGUAAAUGACUGUCGCCGUCACUGGUUCUACAACCUGCUGUACCUCAACAACUACAUCGACAAAUCGCACUGCAUGACACAUACCUGGUACCUAGCCUGUGACAUGCAGCUCCACGUUCUCGGCCUCAUCAUCCUGGGCGUCUUCACCAGCGGCCGAGCGAGGAAGAUCGCGCUUGGCUGCCUCUUCACCGUCGGAAUGUUGACGCCGAUGCUCCACACUUACUUCCAGAACCUUGACGCGGUUCUUCUAGUGUCUCCUACGAUCAUGACAACAUUUUUCGUGACGGACCCCACGUUCAACAACGUGUACAAGCGCAGUCACACAAACAUCGUUAACUUCGCUCUGGGUCUCAUUGCCGGCUGGAUCGUCCACGGCUGGAAGAAGAAGCAAAUUGAUGAAGCCAACUUUAAGAAAUACCGCUACGGCAUGUGGCUGGUGUGGCCGGCCAUGCUGGGCGUGGUGGACCUGGGCGCGCUGUUCUACCAGGCGCGGCCGCCGCCCGCGCGGCCGCUGCGCGCGCUGUACUCCAGCCUCGUCAAGGCCAGCUUCGGCAUGUGCGCCGUGCUCGUCAUCAUGGGCUGCGUGCUCAGGGUCGAGGACUUGUACCGAGGUAUCCUGGAGUGGCGAGGCUGGACGGCCCUGGCUCGGCUGUCGUACUGCGCGUACCUCAUCCACGUCAUGCUCAUCAGGAUCCUCGGCGGCAUGCGGUCCACACUCACGCACGUCUCCUUCUUGCAGAUCAACAUGGAAGUAUAUGGCAUGAUCGCUCUGGCGUUGCUUGUAGCAGUGCCUUUCUGGUUGAUGGUGGAGUCACCGUUGUCACAACUGGUGAACAUACUUCUGGCGGGGAAUGAGAAGGAGAAACCUACCAAGACUGAAGUCAAUAUGAACGAGAAGACAGAGAAGAAGUGAUCAGUGGUUGGUUAUUGAGACUGUAUUUUGUUUCACCUUAUACAACACGACGACUUUGUGAAAUACUAGAUGUUGCCCAGUGCUUCGUCCCGUGGGGAUUUUGAGAUAAAAUAUAGCCUAUAGCAAUCUUGGGCCAUAUACCAUUCUAAUGGUGAAAGAAUUUUUGAAAUCAGUUCGGUAGUUUGGGAGAUUACCCGGCUCAAACACACAAAUGUAAUACCUCUUUAAAAUAAUAGUAUAGAUAUGAUCGAAGGAAAAUUUUAGGCUAGAAGAUGGAAAGGAAAGCCAAAAGGGCAUUCAUAGAUGAUAUAAAAGACAAGUAAAAGUCGUGUCGUAUAGGAAGGUAACAUCUAUGGCAGGAAACAGAGUACAAUGGAAAAUACUCCAUUGACAAGAAGCUCGUUCUAUGAUGAAUGGAUUGACUAAAAAAUGGAAUGUUGUUUUCAGUGUUCGUGUUUCUGUAUGACAGUUUAGUCAUAAUUUCUUUUAUUGUAAUUCAUACUUGCAUACUUACUCAUAUUAUAAAUGUGAAAGUCUGUCUGUCUGUUCCGCUUUCACGGCUAUACCGCUGGACCGAUUUUGAUGAAAUUUGGUAGAAUGUAGAUAAAGAACCCCGUUCAAAAAUAGGCUACUGAUUUUUUCAAAAAUCAACCCACAAAUGACUAUAAUGAGGGUGAAAGUUAGUAUGAAAAUCGUGUCUGUUCCGCUUUUGCAGAGAAAUUUACGCGGGCAAAGCCGUGGGCAAAAUCUAGUAAGUUAUAUAUGUUUAAAUAAUUAUAUAAUAUUUAAUAAGUAUUAUUUAAUGUGCCAAUAUAUUAAGUAUUUUUUUCUAAGUAAAUAUUUUUAAGUUAAGGUUUAGGUA